Messenger RNA from Cladophialophora yegresii CBS 114405, 648 nucleotides. RefSeq lists its product as uncharacterized. Lineage: Eukaryota; Fungi; Ascomycota; Eurotiomycetes; Chaetothyriales; Herpotrichiellaceae. The transcript has a single exon. Bases 1 to 648 code for a protein of 215 amino acids. The record is from RefSeq and is a predicted model, not a curated record.
AUGGCGUCCGUCUCCACACCGGCUUCAGAAGCAGUUCAUGCCCAACUCAAACACCUCUACCACACCUACCGCCACACCCUGCACAUACCUUCCAAAGCCAGCUUCUUCAGUCCAACAUGCAUGCAAGUCUGCCGCACCAAUCCCAGCUACGCCGCACUCAAGCGAGACACUAUCAUCCAGUAUCUCUUGGAGGCCGCUGGUUUUCAAGACGUUGAAAGUUACGAGCGUGUGCAAUCAUCUUCUACCGCAACAGAGGCUGAAACUGUCGAAGCCCCGAAUGAUGAAAAGCGUUCAGCUCCCAGCGAUAUCAAGGCACUGACAGGGAAGAGCUACUACAGCAUUCGCCCACUCAAGGCAAUCGAAGAAUCGGAGGUACUUGCCGAAGAAGUCGUCGCACCACUGGGCAUGACGCCGUCGCAGCUCGACGAGCUGACACAGUCCGAGAACUGGAUCGGCAUGAGAGUGGAUCUCUGGGAGGACAACGACAACGACAACGGCGAUGGCGCGGGCCGAUUGAUCAAGGUCAAGUAUUGGUGGCGGCAAGAGAACGUGGACGGAGAACUGAAGUGGUUGCAGUGCCUGCACGAUAUCAUGAGUAUCGGUGAGAGGGACGGGAGUGAGGGUAAGGAAGGGGACGUCUUGGAAUGA